AAUAUUUCCUUGUAUGCCUCUGAUUUGUCGAAAGUUAUCACGUAGGGCGACUUUCCAUAACCGUGUCCUCUAAAAUAGAACAGUUUAAAGCUUUAUAUUAACGAUGAGUGUUAUUUUGGAGUAAAAUAAGCAACCAUAGGAAAGAAAAAUGGCAUCAGAUGCUAGACCAAGCGAAAUUUUUGUACAGAAUACAACUUUGCAAGAUCAAAAUGGAGCGUUACAACGUCAGUACGAACGUUUGAACAGACAUCCAUCUAUCUUCCAGAGAAUGUCGAAACAUAAAUGUCCAAACUUUGUUUCAGGAGGAUGUGUUAAACUUAUGGUCAUCAGCUUACUAAUUGUGACUGCCAUAGUUGUCUACUCUGUUACACAGAUAAAGCAAGACAGCACACUGGAAGCAUUGGUUGCACCAUCCGCUGAACGACAAUCUGGUGAUCAAAAUUCUGCAUAUGCAGUAGAAAUGCACUUAGGUAAUAAAGCACUUUGCCAAUCAAUUAUCAGAUCAUAUAUCUAUUUUUAAACAAAAUUGUAAGAA
This is a messenger RNA of Ruditapes philippinarum (Manila clam), 535 nucleotides long. RefSeq lists its product as uncharacterized. The record is from RefSeq and is a predicted model, not a curated record. The coding region runs from base 149 to 520 and encodes 123 amino acids. NCBI's taxonomy places the organism in Eukaryota, Metazoa, Mollusca, Bivalvia, Venerida, Veneridae. The transcript is spliced from 3 exons.